AUGACCUCUGUUCAGGAGAGACCACCGUUUUCAGCUGACAUGGCUCAAACAAAGCAAUCACUACCACUUCCUAGUGGAGAUGACCAUGCUGCCGUGAAUGGAACCUCCAACAACGAAAAGAAGGUUAAGAGUGGCGGAAUAAUUCCACCACCGAUACCUCAUAUUACGGAAAAUAUGACCCCAUUAGGGAGUAUUAUUGAGAGGGUUGGUCAAGACACGUUUAAAAGAUUCAAGGAAUUUUUCAUGUAUUUGGAAUCCACUACAGACCCGGAUGUUGUAAAAAAGAAACAUUUUUUGGAUAUUUUGACUACAAUUAGAGAGAACUAUUUAAGGCUGUAUGUGAUAUACAAGUGGAGUAAGAACCAUAAGGAGAUCAGUCAAUUUAUUGAUCUUUUUGUAUGGUUGAGAGAGCAAAACCAAACUAUACAAAAUGUUAUCGGUACGUUUGGCGGUAUCAAAUCUUCGUUAAUUAGUGCCAAAAUCCCAGAACCUGAUUUAGUUACAUCUUUAGAAGUUUUGCUUCAGGGAAGGCCAGACCUUCCGACGUACAAUUUUUUGGAAGGCCCUGAAUUACGUCCCGAGUUUGUACUCAAAGUUUUACAGAAUUUAAAUGUUGAAUUAUCAAUUAAGAUGGCUUCGCAGGAGACGCUUCCGAAGGAAUUCCAUAGUUACACUAUAAAAAAUGGAGCUGUCUGUUUUAAUGUUCCGGGAUAUUUUUCAUGUUCUUUAUCAAUGUUGAGUGAUGAAAAAUUCCGCUUGAUUGAUUUCAAUCUCGGGUUCAAACUUGAGAACUCUAUCAUCGUUCCCACACAAGGGGAAGAUACAAAUAGUACGAUACUGCAUACCAUUCAGAACUACUGUGAUACAGUUGUGAACGACGAAGGAUUUGGUAGUCUUUAUGAUAUCUUGUACAAUUUUUCGAUCAAUUCAAAAAUUUAUUUGAUUCAUAAACAGUUAAUUGAUUUGAGGAUGGGUUUAUGGAGAGGCAAUAUGACACAUUCAUACACAGCAGAAAAAUCUUUGAUUACAGUAUCCUACUGGUUACAGAAAAAGAAUGUGAAACCAACAACGGUCCAAAUUGGAAAAUUCCAAAAUAAAAACGGGGAAUGUGAACUAUCCUUCAAAUGGUUCAAAGAGGAAGUACUACAAGAGUCUAUUGAUGUAAGACUGAUAGAUGAUGAUGGUAAUAUCGAUAUAUUGCUACUGCUAAAUACUUUAAUCAAGGAACAUAUCAAAUCCAUAAUCUUGCAGUUGAAGGAAAAAUUGAUUGAAUCUGUAGAAGAUGUUGACAAAAUGAUCAUAAUUUCCGGUGACUAUGAAAAAUUAACAUUUAAAAUUGCACAAUUCAAAGAGAUAACAUUUAGUAUAGAUCCCCUAAGUGGUUCAUCAUAUUUUGAAAAUCCCACAAAUAUGAUGAAUCGAAGUGCAUACAAGAUCAAUUGUGGUAUCAGUAUGAAUUUUAUCGAGAUUCUAAGAUUGAAAAUGUUGAUUCAAGAAUCAAUGUUUGCAUCAAUGAUGAAUGCCACUGGAUGGGUGCACUUGAACAAUAUUAGAUUGAGUGUUGACGAAAUUCCUAAAUUAAAAAUAAAUUACUCUAACUUGAAAAACGGUAACUUGAGGAGCGCAUUAACUUCGAUUGGUGUUUAUCGAAGAAAAGACUGGCCAACAGGAUGGGCUAUUUUAGUUGCACACUUUGGAUUUCAGUCAAAUGUGCAGUUAUGGUGUUCUAAAAUUCAAUCGAUUGAAGGCCAAUGGAUAAUAAACUGGUGUAGCGAAAUUGAACUAAGGGAAUUAUAUGAAGAUGUUUCAGGCUUAUGUUUAACGUCUGCGCUUAAUAUGAAGACGGAUGUAUCAUACAAUGAAAAACAAAAACAGGAAGAACACAAUGGGCCAAACGAACCCACACAACUCCAGAACCAAAGAUCCAUGACUUACACAGAUCUAGUAGGUCUGGUAAAAAUUGCUAGUUCUAAGUUAACCUCCAACUUGAUCGUCAAGGAAUUAAUCGACCAUGGAUGUAAAUUGAAGAUUUUGAAUUUAGGCGAUAAAUUGGUCAAUGACUUUUUAAUCAAGAACUUCAAGAUCGAUAUGACUAACUUGGCAUCAACCGAAAAUGCUGUUAUGCUGAUAAAAAAUGACUCUUUAUUCCAUAUUCAGAACUCUAAAGAUUCUUUGAUUUUACUGAUCUCAAUCAAGAGUAGUGAAUUAAGUGCUAAAAUAUAUGGACAACUUAUUGAUAAUAAAAGCUCAAGAAAUUUGCCCGAUAUUAGCUUUAGUGACGAUUAUAAUACUAGUAUUGAAUACACAUCUUCCGAUAAGCGCUUCAAAAUUGAAUCCACUGUUGAUUUAUCUAGCCAAUUUCCCUUAUCGAUUUCCGACAAAUCCUCUUAUCUUGGGAAUAACUUGAUACUAUCAAAUACACUCUCUUUCUUGGAGAAAUUUGCAAAGACGUUGAACUUACUAAAAAUAAUAAGUAGGGACUCGGGUCUAUCUAUCAUUAGAGUUUUGUCUGACAGUAUUACGUUCCAAUACGGACCUGAUGAGAAUGAAUAUAUUACACUGAGAAUUUCUUCUAAUGGGGAUGGCAGUAUCAAUCUAGAACUCCCGCCUGAGAACCCACAUUAUAAGUAUUCUCAGCAUCUGAAUUCUAUUGUUGCAGCAGCGCCUUUCAAUAGUAGAUUGAUUAAAGAGCUAGUUCUUUACAUGACGGAGACCCUCAAAUAUUGUAAAGCUAUUGAUAAAAUAUGCGAGGGUAAAGCAAAAGCACUUGAAGAUUUCAACAGAAAAAACGAUGCUGUUGACUAUAAAAAAGAUCCUACGAAGUUUAGGAUAAUGCCAGAAUACGGAUAUGUGCCAUCUAUUUGCAAUAUUGAAAACUUUAGAAUAACUUAUUUUAGACAAUACAAGGUUGAUAUUCAGCAAAGUUCAGGCAAGAAGAAAAAUACCAAGUCGAUCACUGAUGUUCUCAAAUUUGAGAUCCUAGUGGAAUUAAGACAUCGGAUCAAUUGCGUCUCUAAAAAGCAUUCUAAGUUUUUCAUCACACUGGGGGAUUUAAGAACAGAUACCCUAGGUGUGGUUAAUACAAUGGCACAAGUGAAGGAGUCUUAUAGCAAGGCAGAAGAACUUAUACAUUGUAUAAAUCAAGUUUGUGAGCUGACAACAAAAUAUUUCAAUGGUGAGAAUUUCCCAACGAAAAUUGCAUCUGGUGGUAUAGUGUUCUUGCAAGAUGGAAUCUGUUGUGAUUUUGAAAGUAUCGAUAUUGUUUUACUAGAUUUACAUGCUCACUUGUUGGGAUUGAUCACACCACCAAAUUCCAAACCAAACUAG
Messenger RNA from Pichia kudriavzevii, 3327 nucleotides. RefSeq lists its product as uncharacterized. The record is from RefSeq and is a predicted model, not a curated record. The transcript has a single exon. Lineage: Eukaryota; Fungi; Ascomycota; Pichiomycetes; Pichiales; Pichiaceae. Bases 1 to 3327 code for a protein of 1108 amino acids. Gene Ontology annotation, cellular component: mediator complex; core mediator complex. Gene Ontology annotation, biological process: regulation of transcription by RNA polymerase II. Gene Ontology annotation, molecular function: transcription coregulator activity.